Suillus clintonianus is the source of this 1338-nucleotide messenger RNA. RefSeq lists its product as uncharacterized. The record is from RefSeq and is a predicted model, not a curated record. Lineage: Eukaryota; Fungi; Basidiomycota; Agaricomycetes; Boletales; Suillaceae. The transcript is spliced from 4 exons. The annotation marks the transcript as partial.
AUUCACUCUUGUGCAUCCCUUCAAUCAUUUAAUUCUCUUCUGCACGAGCACCGUGGUGUUCUUGCAUUCUUCACGACAGAGAUGUGUCGCCUGAGUCGCAAGGCAAAACCAUUGUUUGAAGAAUUUGCGCACGACAAAAACUCGAAUGGUAGCCCCGUCGCCUUUGUGCAGGUGGAUCUCAAUUCCUCGCGUGAUACAGCUGCAGUUGGCAUCGAGUUUGGUGUCCGCGCCACUCCCACAUUUCUGUUCUUUGUAGGAGGAAUGAAGGUAUAUGAAAUACAAGGAUGUGAUGCUCAACAACUACGAAUGCACCUUGCAAUGUUUUUACAUCCAGGUUUGCCAAAUUCAAUUCAUCCACACUUAGCGGUAUCCUUUUUGGCUAUGGAAUUGUUGGGCCUCAAACCCAUUAGAUUCAAUCAUGUCCCCGAUCUCGCCGUUGUAUCUGCAAAACUGAGGGGUUACCUUGAUUCCGCUACAACCUGGUUUCCGCCUCUCGAUACCUCCCUGUCCAAAGUUGAUACCAUGGAAAUCCUAUUUGGGGCAAUGAUUCCGUACAUUGAGGCUUCCACCACCUCGCAAAGCUUGCCUUUGCAUCCUCUUUUCGAUCUUUGGCAUGACAUCACGAGCUGUAUGUCGUGGAAUAUGCCGGGGGACCAGCUAUUUCCACUGGUGGAUUUAUGGCGGAUAGCACUCCUCGAUGAAAAGGUCCCCUCCUGGUGCGCCGAUCGAAACGGUCUCGACAACCCCCUUGUGCUACUGUUGUCAAAGGCAUGCGAAUGGUCUUCGAGGAAUUAUUUGUUGACACUCCUUGGUAUGCUCUCCAACGCAUUCAUCAACAGGGCCUUGGGAUGGAAAAUUCUCCUGUCGGCGCAGAACAAUCUAGCCAUUCUGCUGGAACAUACUUUGGUUCAUAAAGAUCUUGAUAUCCGGAGAAAAGCAUCGAGCUUGGCUUUCAACAUUUUCGCGCGUCUGCAAGAGCUCAGAGUAGAGAAUCUAUGCAAGGGCGACAAAGAAGAAGCCGAUCAUUUGGAGAUGGAAUUGUCCCUUACCCUCCUGAAUGCAGAAUGGGAAGCGUCGAUCGCAUGCGCGCUUCUUGUGGCUAUCGAACGCGAGAGCGACGGUGAUAUAGUCCACCGUCAAGUCGCAGCAUUGGGACUUAUUGUCCGCUUUUCCCCUUUCAUCGAUCAUUUGUUGCGACUUCUCGGAGCCUUACACGCUCAAAGCAUCCUAAAGACUAAGCUCAGAGGAAACGGGGGGAAUUGGAAUAUGGAGGAAUCUGUCUGCGUGCUAUUGCAGGAAGUUGCUGAUAAACUGUGCCCUCCGGGUGUUUUCAUUUGA